Molecule: messenger RNA, 807 nt
Organism: Homarus americanus (American lobster)
Lineage: Eukaryota; Metazoa; Arthropoda; Malacostraca; Decapoda; Nephropidae
Product: basic proline-rich protein-like
Exons: 3
Coding region: 1-807 (268 amino acids)
Source: RefSeq, a predicted model, not a curated record
AUGGUCGGCGGUGACCCUAGGGGCCCUCCCAGUCUAGGGGUGACAGUGCGACCAGGAGCCCUCCCAGGAGCAGCGGUGCCCAUAGGUGUCCUAACUAGAGCGUCGGCGCCCCCAGGGGCCCUCCUUAAGGGUAGCAGUCACCCCAAAUGCGGUGGCAUCCACAGUUGCCCUCCCAGGGGCGAUGGCGCUCCCAGGAACCCUUACAGGGGCGGUUAUUCCCCCAAGGGGUCUAGCAGGGACGGUGGCGCCCCCAGGGGUUUCCCCAGGGUCGGUGGCACUUCCAGGAGCCUUCCUAAGGCGGAAGCCUCAGGGGACCUCCCAGGUGCAACUAUGCCCAGAUGGACACACAUAGGGUCGGCGGCGACCCUAGGGGCCCUCCCAGGGAAGUCACCGAAUCAUGGGGCGCCGCCAGGGUCUGUAGCGCCCUCAGUGACCCUCAAAGUGAUGGUGGCAACCACAGGGGGCACUCCAGUGCAAAAACAACUGGCCGAAGGGGAUCUCCCAGGGGUGACAGUGCCCCUAGCAGCCCUACCAGAAGCAGCGGUGCCCACAGGGGUCCUAAGAAGAGCGUCAGCGCCCUCAGGAGACCUACCAAAGGCCCUCCUUAACGGUGGCAGUGACCCCAAAGGCGGUGGCAUCCACAGUUGUCCUCCCAGGGGCGAUGGCAUCCCCAGGAUCCCUUACAAGGACGGUGAUUCCCCCUUGGGGCCUAGCAGGGGCGGUGGCACUUCCAGGGGCCUUUCUAAGGGUGUCGGUGCCCCCAGAGACCCUCUCUGUAGCGGCGACGGCCUAAGGGGACCUCCCUGA